Nasonia vitripennis (jewel wasp) is the source of this 3105-nucleotide messenger RNA. RefSeq lists its product as uncharacterized. The transcript has 7 exons. The record is from RefSeq and is a predicted model, not a curated record. Gene Ontology annotation, cellular component: membrane. The coding region runs from base 333 to 1199 and encodes 288 amino acids. Lineage: Eukaryota; Metazoa; Arthropoda; Insecta; Hymenoptera; Pteromalidae.
ACGGCGAGAGAGAGAGAGAGAGAGCCCGUUAAGCGGCGGUAGGCGCGCGCUCGGUUCCACAGUCCAGAGUCGGUCGUGCCCCGUGCCUGUGCUCCGUGCGAUCACUUCUGUACACACUUGUAAGCCUCCGCAUACCUGCAGCAGCAGCGGAAUAUGCCAGCGGAGCGGCGCGCGAUCUCCCUGGCUUUCACGUGAUCCACGUACGCUCGCUGAUACUCGCACGCACACGUAUUCGUCGAGUCCUUCGAAAGAGAGUGCUACGUGUAUAGGUGCGCGCCGGUGGAGUUUGCUCAGUGAUAUACUUGGAAAUCUCGGAAGAACAAGCGGGAAAGAUGCCUUGCUCAGCGGUGACGCUCUCGCUGGCGUCCAUAACCGGCAUCAUCGCCACGGCUCUGCUGGCCAUCGCCUUCGCCACCGACAACUGGCUCUACACCGAGGUCAAGCGCGCGUCGAUUCAGCAACAUGCGCAGAAAUCGUCCGAUCAGAGUCUGGUGGAGCAGAUGAACUCGAAGUACUACUACUACACGAGGACGCAAGGACUCUUCAGGAUAUGCUACCCCAAGGACAGACCACCAAAUGAGGAGAUCUACCUGAGUCCCGUGGAGACGCACUGCAUGAACAUCGACUACUUCAUUCCCGAUGAGGAGAACCAGACGAGGGAGUUCUCCGAUGACGCCAUGGCUCGGCUCCAUAUGGGACGAUCGGUAAUCGCCCUGUUCAUCGUCGGCUUCCUGGCUAUCUUCACGGCCUUCUGGACUGGAGUCGUCGGAUGCUGGAAGAGGUCACCCGGCAACAUUACCGCAACUGCCAUCCUCAUGCUACUAGCCUGCCUACUAAGCGCCGGAGGAAUGGGACUGUGGCACGGGGUCGAGUACUACGAGAAGGAGAAACUCGUCGGCGAGGAGUACUACCAGCAGUGGAACAACGUGCUGCGCGACAAUACGGCCCAGUGGUACGACUGGUCGUUCUACCUGGCCUGGCUGGGCGUGGCCACAUGCCUGGGCGCCAUGACCCUCUUCCUCAUAGCCGCGAGCUGCCUGCGCAGGGAGCGGGCCCGCGAGCAGGCCCAGAACGUCCAGUACAUUAUGCCAGUGUACCCCCAGAAGCAGCAGUACGCCUACGCAGGCUACCCAGCCCCAGCGGCCUACCCGGGACCGUACUACCACGGUUCCCAGGGCUACGGCCCCUACAACUACUGAGCCGCCUCCGAUCGAGGAGUAUAGGCGCCCCGACAUCGUCAUCAGCAGCAACAUCUCAAACAGAGCGGAGCCGAGCCGACCGCUGUGCCAAGAGUCCCUCUGCUCCGUCUCUCGGCAGUGAUAACGAAGAGUAGUGCAUCGUCGCUCGACAAGGAUUAUUAUUGCGAGUCCGGCUAGCGGAUCGAGUGCACUGUGAACCGUUCUGUAAUUUUAACGAUCAUUCGAAUUUGCCGAUCGAUCGCAUCGAUGCGCAUACACAAACGAUAAGAUCGAAGCGAUCGAUCGUCUUGACUGUGUAAGACGUUGUACAUAUCGAUUCCGCUCGAUGUACGCCUCUUACGAGAUGCAUAUGCAUAUAUCAUAGAUCUGAAUGCGUACGACUUGAAAAAAUGAAAAAGAUUAUCAAUGAGCCUUAUAUAUUAUAUAUUAUUUGUUUGAGAAAAAUGAAAAUGCAAGGCACCAACGCACAUCGAAGAUCGUCGACUGCUGUAUGAAUUAGCGUUCUUGUAGAAAUUUGGAAAUCAAAUGUGCUCUAGUGUAAGAAGAUGAAGCUAUUCUAGGAUAGUUCGCUUGAGACUUGCGAAGGAGAGGAGAGAUAUUUGUUAGCUAUUACGUAUUGAACACUUUCGAGUUGAAGUAACUUUUUUUAUUUUUUACUACUACUACUACUACUACUACUACUACUACUACUACUACAUCAACGACCGCGCCGAAACACCAUUUUUGUACUUAAUCUAGCAGCCCCUUAUUACACCUACGUCAUAUAUGUAGUGCAAUAAAAGAAAAAAUGUCUUCACUAGUGUCGAGGAACCCAAUGGCUGAAUCGAUACGCAAUUGUAUGAUACAGAGAUUAAACGAAUCAUCAGUUAUUAGCCUCGCGGAAUCCGCAUCAAGUCGCGAAACCAAACCAGGAAAAUAAAUAUGCUUACACUUGCGCGUAUACAUUAGAAUUAUAAUCUGCAGUAUACAAGGAAAGCGACAGAAAGGCGAUAACAGGGAAAAACCCGUUCUGGGAUACGCAAAAUGUGAAUGGAAGGUUUUCCGCAAUAUCUUCUCUUUUGCGUAGCUCGAUAAUGUGUUUUGUCUCUUCGUCAAAAAAAAAAAUCAGAAGCGCGUAUACACACACACACACAAACACACAAUGAAUACAUCUGUAAGUAUAGAAACGAUGAACAUUGUAUUUUUUGUAGUACUUUAAUCAAUGAAAAAGGCAAAUAAACGUCGAGCGCUCGUUGGACGUUACUCGUAAUCACGAAGGUCGACAACAAAAAAGUGCUCUUUAAUUAUUAAUUUAUAUUACACGAUAACAAAUAAUAAAUAUAAGGCUAGAAAGGAAACGCAAUCGCGGUUUCGUCGUGCUGUUGUUCGAUACGAGAUUUUAGGUCCUUGCGUAGUUCCUCGUUGGAAUCAAAAUCAAAUACAAAUUUGUAUUUUUUUGUUUUGUUGAGUGUUUAGUUCUGCAUUGUUUGAAAAUAUCAGUUGACAAGGAUAUCCGAUGUAUUUUUUAUAAAUUAGAAAUGUCGACGACGUUACCGCGUCUUCCAUUAUAUGUGUGUUAUUGUCCGCCAGUUCGUGACUUCGGAAGAAAUUUUUACGAAGUCCCUCGGAAGUUCCGAGGAAAGGAGAAGAGACGGCAAAGUUAGAGAUAACUUUGUUACUCUUUUUCCGCUGCGAAUGCGUUUGCGCAUCAUAUACUUGCGAAACGGCGAAAGAAGAGUCCAUUGUUGAAAUUCGAUGUAUUGUACUUAAAGAGAAACGCUAUAUUUACUUGUUUCAUUCGUUUCUUUGUAAUUAUCGUAAUCGUAAUAUAAAUUAAAUUUCAUCGUAGUUUUCAUCGUCUCAAUUUUCGUCUGUUUAGAAAUCUAAUGAAUUAAAUUUUUUUAAAUAAAUAUAUAUACGUAUAUAA